AUGCUUCCUGUCUGCAGGGACUACGCCAAUGCAACGGAAGCGAAGACCGUGUGUCACGCCUCUGCCUUUGUUACAUGGUCGCUUCGACGCGGACCGAAGGGUCUCGCCGGAGCCGGUGGUUAUUCCAACUGGUUUGCUGGGGACUUUGCUCCCGCGUAA
Pyrenophora tritici-repentis Pt-1C-BFP is the source of this 159-nucleotide messenger RNA. The record is from RefSeq and is a predicted model, not a curated record. Lineage: Eukaryota; Fungi; Ascomycota; Dothideomycetes; Pleosporales; Pleosporaceae.